AUGGCCGCUAGGUUUCUUAGUUUGAGACGCGCUUUGUCUCUGUACCUCACCAACCAACAACCUCGUGUUUCUCUGUUUCAAGGUAAGCUUGCGAAAUCAAAGUCAAUCUUGAGUACAGACUAUGCAUAUGGAGGAUUGUUACAGAGGCACUUUAGCAAAGCUGCAGUAACCAAUGGCUGCUGCAACUCUUCACUCUCUGCAGCUGAACUUACCAAAGCUCCCUCCACCUCUCCUGCCACUUCCUCCGAGGAACUGAUUGUGAAGUACAAGUCCCAGUUGAAAAUAAACCCAAGGCAUAACUUCAUGAUGGUCUUUACCUGCAAGGUCUGUGAGACGAGAUCAAUGAAAAUGGCGAGCAAGGAAUCAUACGAGAAGGGAGUUGUGGUAGUGCGAUGUGAAGGGUGUGAUAAUCUGCAUUUGAUUGCAGACCGUCGUGGCUGGUUUGGAGAACCGGGUAGCGUGGAGGAGUUUCUUGCUGCUCAAGGUGAAGAGUUCAAGAAAGGAUCAAUGGAUUCUCUUAGCCUCACAGUUGAAGAUUUGGCUGGAGAAAAGAUCUCUAGUGAAUAG
Messenger RNA from Eruca vesicaria subsp. sativa (arugula), 567 nucleotides. NCBI's taxonomy places the organism in Eukaryota, Viridiplantae, Streptophyta, Magnoliopsida, Brassicales, Brassicaceae. The record is from the annotation of a GenBank genome assembly.